UUAAAAAUUAUGUUACAGGUAACUGUUGAGUAGAAACUAUAUUCGCCUAUCUGUCACAAGUAUUUCCCUGUGAACGGUAUCAUCAUUUAUUUCCUCAUUGGGCGGGGCGAUUAUAAAAGUUUAAAACAAGUCUUUCUCUAACGAUACUUUUAUCUCGGAUAUUCUUCCUGAUUAGGAAAUUCCGUAUUCUUACGUAAAUUGUUGGCCACAUUGUUUCAGAUCAUGUUACCAAAUAGUUAGGCCUUAUUUAACUUCAUGAGGAAGCAAGUCUUUUGUUAGUGUCAACAGUGAACGCAGUUAUCAAGACGUACCAGUCGGCCUGUCAGUGGACUUGUAAACUGAAAUGGGAGUGUUCAUCCUGAUAAUCGUAUGUCUGGCGUGCCAAUUUGUCGGGGCAUCUGCUCAGUUUGUCGAGCGAAUGGAGGAGGUGGACGUGUUGGAGAGUUACGUUAUAACUAAACAGAGCUACAGUCAAAACUCCUUUGGACAUGCAGAAAUUUGUGGUCCCCCUAACGUCACAGCCUCCCUCAGCUGGUAUCCGAAAAGCCCCGGUAGACAACAGGAUAUCGCCUUCGCCGUCAACAUCACUGCACCUGUCGAUGUUUCUGCUGGAGUUUUACUUGGUGACGUUUACAUGGCAGAUGUCAAGCAUCGUAUCUUUGAAUUUAACUACCCUUUUACUUGUGAGAAGUUAGUGAAGAAGUCAAAUAUUAUGUCCCAUACACUGGCGGUGCUGGACAACUUCCGAUGGGUUCUUUCAAGGUUCACGGAAAAAUCAAAAAUCAAGACGAAGAAGAAUUUCUGUGUUUCAAGUUGAACAUAACCGUUACCGAUUGACGUGGAACAGAGCUGACGUGGAACGUAUCUGUUGAGAUGAUCUCUCAUAUCCUUCAUAUUUAACUUGACUUAAUAGAAAUGAUAAAAUAUUAAUCAAACUUAAACGAGAAAGAAAAUAUAAUGGAAAUAAAAGAAACCCUGUAUAUUCAUAUUACUUGUCAAUGAAGAAAUUAAAAAAUGUAGAAAGGAAAACAUACAUUAUUCUUAAUUUGCAUUAAUAUGAAUUCAGGAAUAUAGAGACAUGAUGAGACAUUAUUGAUAUUCCAGACCUGGCUGGACAAAUUGUUUUCGGAAAUAACUUCUAUUACUUUUCUUCACAAGUAGCCUCCCCUUACAAGUAGUCAUGAUGUUUGAUGUCAGGGGGCGUAAUGGAGGUCCGUGGAUAUGAGCACAGUUCUCUGUUGAUACAAAUAUAGUUAAGUCAAACGAGAAAAGCAUCAGACUUAUAAAACGGAAUUAUUCCAUUGAAUCUUAUGUAUGGAAAUGGCGGCGCAUCUUUGUCUGUGCUUGCUGGUAUAUUUAGCAAAGAUUAAAUUUUGUGAAAUUUGAGAUCUUGCAACUCAGGAUAACACACUCAGUGUUUGUAAAGUCAAUUAAACAAAUUACUAGUAAAUA
Messenger RNA from Pecten maximus, 1452 nucleotides. RefSeq lists its product as uncharacterized. The coding region runs from base 344 to 817 and encodes 157 amino acids. The record is from RefSeq and is a predicted model, not a curated record. Lineage: Eukaryota; Metazoa; Mollusca; Bivalvia; Pectinida; Pectinidae. The transcript has 6 exons.